AUGGCUUCAACUGAUGAUUUGAUUGUAUCUUCUAAAUACUAUGAUCUUGAUGAUAUACUUGCACAGCAUACGAAUAUCCCUUGUACAAUCAUGAAUACUAUUGACAAAGACUUUUUUCCUUUGAUUGGAUUGAGUGAAAACGUGGUAAUAGAUCCCAAAGGACUCAAAGCCGAAGUUCCUUUGUGGAUGCUGAGAACGAUUAAGGAACAUUGUCAAAUCAUUUUGCCAAAAGCUUAUAAUGCAGCUGUUCAGAACGUUCUACUAUCCAAUGCCAGUUCAGCUAACCUAGAAAGAUUGCAACAAUAUUUUUAUUUCGUGGGGAUGCAUCUGGCUGACGUGUUAGAGAGAGAAGACGGACAAGCACUGUCAGAUUGUUUGGUUCAAACACUUGUUCAACGAGUUGGAGAUGUUGUAUGCAAAGGACUACAAGGACAUACCAAACCUGAGAAGUUUGAUAAUAUGGAAAAAGAGUUGUUUCAAAAUAUCCUUGUUUGGCGUAAGGAAAUUAUGUCAUGGGUUCAAGGCGGAAAACCAAUUUCUAACAAAAGGAAACAUGAUUGA
Auanema sp. JU1783 is the source of this 561-nucleotide messenger RNA. Lineage: Eukaryota; Metazoa; Nematoda; Chromadorea; Rhabditida; Rhabditidae. The record is from the annotation of a GenBank genome assembly.